Molecule: messenger RNA, 1310 nt
Organism: Dreissena polymorpha
Lineage: Eukaryota; Metazoa; Mollusca; Bivalvia; Myida; Dreissenidae
Exons: 6
Coding region: 91-1188 (365 amino acids)
Source: RefSeq, a predicted model, not a curated record
CGUGACCGUCUUAUCAUGCCACGUGAUUUUUCGUCAUGAACAUAUCGACGCGUCUUUCUGGUCGUUAACAGACAUGCGUUCACUUUCAACAUGGAUUGGAUGAAUUUAGUGUGGACGUACUCGCUGCUUUGCGUGGUUCCCGUAGUGUUGGGUGUAGAUGGCGACACAUGCAGGGAUAUUGACACCCAGGCUUGCGUCCUUAUGGCGCAACGGAACCCCGCCCUCUGUCAAGACCAGGUUCUUAGACAAACGGCAUGUCCUAAAUUCUGUAACAUUUGCCCACUGGAGUGUUACCAUUGCGAUGUAUCAGUUCGCGACUAUGUGAAUUGUAACAUGACGACAAUAUGUGACCUUAACCAGCAAUGCAUGCUACAGAAGAUGCAUUCUUCUCAAGACGGCCACGAUGAGUAUGUGAUGGGCUGUGCUAGCCUUCAGUUGUGUGACGGUGGUGGCCUGACGUUGACGUUUGGACGCCGAGAGCUGCAGGAGAGGAACGUGGAGGUCACAUGCUGCAAUACAGACAGAUGCAAUCUUCCAACUGAGUCAAGUACAGUGCCAACCACCACCAAACACAUACCAAGUUGCGUGAGAGAUAUCGUACUUAUUGUCGAAGACUACAACGAGAAAAACGAUCACACACACACGGGUGGCUAUUCGACGCCUUACUUGGUAGCCUUCCUAAAAGAACUCGUAUCAAGCCUCACUAUUGGCCUAUCGGAAAGCCUGGUGGAACUCUCUCUUGCUGAUUCGGACGUUCACAGUAUUUGGUCCCUUGCAGACCACACGACCAAUGACAGCCUUCUAACGGCUAUAAAUGGUAUACCGUUUCGACACCAGAAAGACAACCUUGACAUCAGCGGAAUAGUCAAUUACGUUUCUAGAGAUGCGUUUAGCAUUAGGUCAGGCGACAGGCCAAGUGUACCUAAUACGGUUGUCAUAUUUGUUGAUCACCGAGCACGACCUAGUACGUCUCGUACCGGUCAGGUCAACGGGGUAGAUUAUGGUGCACAGCAUAAUGUUCAUCUGGCAAGCGGUAAUGUCAUUAUCAUCAACAUCGGACCACCUGACCACAGCGACGUCACUAAAAUUUCGGUGUUGGCAACGGACGCAAGUCACGUGCUCACGGUGGCGGAUUAUGCCGCACUGUCCGGAAUCAAAGAAACGCUUGUAAAUCUCAUUUGUAAUUGAAAGGAGCAUUCGCGACUGGCACCGCUAUGCAAGUGUUCACAUAUUAUGUCCAUAUUAUAACAACCGUGGUAAACGCCUCCCCCUUGUUAGUUUCAGUAAUUUAAAAUAAAGUUGAAAAGGAU